ACUAAAAAACUCUAAAACCAAUACCAUCUUCUCCAUCUUUUUUAAGACUAAAAUACUAGAAGAUAUCUUAAACAAACACGCACUCUCUCUCUACUGCACUGCACCUGCAGCAUUAGUAGUACUCUCUAGUUGCUGUCUAUUGCAAUGAAUACUACUUUCUGAUAAACCCAUUCCAUCUUCUUUGCCUCUUCUCUUUUCUGUUAUAUACACAUGAAUGCUCCUCCUCAUCAUCUAAUUCUCUGAUUUCUCUCUCACUAAAAAAAAAAAUCAUGGAAGAAACUGAAAAAGCUAAAACCAACAACAACAGCUACAGUAAUUCUAAAACUAGAUUUUGCAGAGGAAGGUCUACUAACCUUAAUCAUCACCACCAACAUCAUCAUCAUCAACAACAACAACAGCAGCAGCAACAUUCAUAUCAAAAUGGUUUCUUUUAUCAUAACAAUAAUCCAUAUCAAACAUACCCACCUCUUCUUCCUUUACCUACACCACCUCCAUUACUACAUCUUCAAUUUCCUCCUGCAACUCCUCUUCUUCCUCACAACUACAAUAAUAAUAACUACAAGUCUAAACCCACCCAUGUUCAGAAAUCUUAUUCAUGGAAGCAGCAAAUAAAUCAUCUUUCUCCUCCUCUUGCAUCUUCCUCUGUUACCCAAUCACCUCCAUUGUUAACUGUUUCACAAGCCGCUUCAAAAGCCCUCCAAAAGAAAUUGAGUUUGCACACAACACAGAAUGAUGAUGUAAUGCCUAUCAGUAUGACUGUUGCAUCAACAGUGGUAGCAAAAAGACCAGAUUCUGGUGGACAAGAUGGUGCAGUAAUUCCCUUGCUUGCAAAUCAUUUCCUAGUUGAGUUUGAUGCUUCGGAACGAAUUUUUCAUUACGAUGUCGAUAUCUCUCCGCAGCCUUCCAAAGAAGUUGCUAGAAUGAUUAAGAAGCAGUUAGUGCAGGAAAACCAAGAAUAUUUGUCUGGUGCUCAUCCAGCGUUUGAUGGCAGAAAAAAUUUGUACAGUUCUGUUGAAUUCCAGGAGGAUAAGCUCGAGUUCUUCGUUAAUCUCCCAAUACCCACCGCAUCCAAAUCAUUUUUACAUUCGGAAGGGAACAAUGAAUUGGUGGAGGAGAAGCUACAGAAAUCUAAACUAUUUCGGGUGAAUAUCAAACUUGUUUCGAAAUUGGAUGGAAAUGAACUGGUUAGCUACUUGAGCAGAGACGGGGAAAGCUCAAUUCCAAUACCUCAGGAUUAUCUCCAUGCAUUGGAUGUUGUUCUUCGAGAGGAUUCAGCGGAGAAAUGUAUACCAGUUGGGAGGUCUCUAUAUUCAAGUUCAAUGGGAGGAGGAACUACGGAUAUCGGAGGAGGUGCAGUUGGAUUGAGAGGAUUUUUCCAGAGUCUAAGACCAACCCAACAAGGCCUUGCUCUCAAUGUGGAUUUCUCUGUUACAGCUUUUCAUGAGAGCAUUGGAGUCAUCCCUUAUCUGCAGAAGAGGCUAGAUUUCCUUCACGAUCUUUCGCAGAGGAAGACAGCAAGUUUAGUUGGGGAAGAGAAGAAAGAAGUGGAGAAAGCUUUAAAAAACAUCAGAGUUUUUGUUUGCCAUCGAGAAACCGAUCAGAAAUAUCGGGUUUUUGGCUUAACUGAUGAAACUACUGAGGAUCUUUGGUUUACAGAGAGAGACGGAACGACUCGUAGAUUGGUGGAUUACUUCAAGGAUCACUACAAUCAUGAUAUACAGUUCAGGAACUUGCCGUGUUUGCAGAUUAGUAGGAGUAAACCAUGUUAUCUUCCUAUGGAACUCUGCAUGGUAUGUGAAGGCCAGAGAUUUCUUACAAAGCUUUCAGAUGAUCAGACAGCGAAGAUUCUUAAAAUGGGGUGCCAACGUCCCAAGGAACGGAAAGCAAUUAUCGAUGGAGUCAUGGGAAGCAGAUCAAUUGGACCAACAAGUGGUGACAACGGGAAAGAGUUCAACCUUCAAAUUUCAAGAGCAAUGACACAAUUGACCGGAAGAGUCCUUCAACCUCCUAAAUUGAAGCUUGGUAAUGGUGGCCAUGUAACAGAACUAAUUCCAUCUCGGCAGGACCGGCAAUGGAACCUUUUAGAGAGCCAUGUCUUUGAAGGAACCAGAAUUCAUAGAUGGGCAUUAAUAAGUUUCGGCGGCACCCCAGAUCAAAGAUCUUGCAUUCCUAGAUUCGUAAACCAGUUAUCUCAAAGAUGUGAGCAGUUGGGUAUAUAUCUUAGCAGGAAUCCCAGCCUUAGCUCACAAUUUGAACCAAUCCAAGUUCUUAACAAUGUCUCGCUUUUGGAGUCCAAGCUUAAGAAAAUUCACAGAGCAGCUGGUUCAAACAAGCUACAACUUCUAAUAUGUGUAAUGGAGAGAAAACACAGAGGCUAUGCAGAUUUCAAACGAAUUUCUGAGACAAGUACCGGUGUUGUUAGUCAAUGCUGCUUGUAUGGUAACCUUGCCAAUAAGUUGAGCUCUCAGUUUCUUGCAAACUUGGCUCUCAAAAUCAAUGCCAAAGUCGGUGGGUCUACUGUAGCUUUGUAUAACUCACUACCAUCUCAAUUGCCGAGAUUGUUCGGCGCAGAUGAACCAGCAAUCUUCUUCGGGGCAGAUGUUACUCAUCCACAUCCCCUUGAUGAUUUUAGCCCUUCCGUUGCAGCUGUGGUCGCAAGCAUGAAUUGGCCAGCAGCUAACAAGUACAUUUCAAGAAUCAGGUCUCAAACACACCGACAGGAAAUAAUCCAAGAUCUCAAGGAAAUGGUUGGAGAAUUGCUGGAAGAUUUUUAUCAAGCAGUACAUAUACUUCCCAAGAGAAUUAUCUUUUUCCGAGACGGAGUUAGCGAAACCCAGUUCAAGAAAGUUCUUCAAGAGGAAUUACAAGCCAUCAAAGCUGGUUGUCUAAGGUUCCCUGAAUAUAGACCGACAAUCACGUUUGCAGUUGUUCAGAAGAGACACCACACAAGACUGUUCCCAAACGAAACCGAUCGAGCCUCUAGACAUUCUGAUGAAAAUAUACCUCCAGGUACAGUUGUGGAUUCGGUGGUUACUCAUCCGAAGGAAUUCGAUUUCUAUCUUUGUAGCCAUUGGGGUACAAAGGGAACAAGCCGUCCUACACAUUACCAUGUAUUGUGGGAUGAGAAUGAAUUCAGUUCAGAUGAACUGCAGAAACUGGUAUACAAUCUAUGUUACACAUUUGCAAAGUGUACAAAACCAGUCUCUUUGAUUCCUCCAGCUUAUUAUGCCCACCUUGCAGCUUACAGAGGUCGACUCUAUCUCGAUAGAUCAUCAGAUUCAAGUGGUAUAAUCAGAACAACAACUUCCUCGAUAUCCCGGGCAUCGCCUCUUCUGAAGACUACACCAUUACCUAAACUAAGUGAAAAUGUAAAGAAAACCAUGUUUUAUUGCUGAUAUAUUCCUAUCUAUAUUUUCUUGAUAA
Papaver somniferum (opium poppy) is the source of this 3423-nucleotide messenger RNA. Its product is annotated as protein argonaute 7-like. Bases 270 to 3395 code for a protein of 1041 amino acids. Gene Ontology annotation, biological process: regulatory ncRNA-mediated post-transcriptional gene silencing. Gene Ontology annotation, molecular function: RNA binding; protein binding. NCBI's taxonomy places the organism in Eukaryota, Viridiplantae, Streptophyta, Magnoliopsida, Ranunculales, Papaveraceae. The record is from RefSeq and is a predicted model, not a curated record. The transcript has 3 exons. Gene Ontology annotation, cellular component: cytoplasm.